AUGCCCGGAGUUGCACUCCCGGUGACAGAACGAGCUCCUUCGCUUCGAAUCAGCCUCAGGAGGAGGGCUAUAGCACAGGCACAAGAAGUAUCGCAAGCUGCUACACCAGCAAAAUCUACCACCAAAUCACAACCAAAAAAGCGGGGGCGACCAUCGGGAUCGAAAUCGAAGUCUCAGACGUCAACCAGAGCUCCUGUGGAGGGAAAAACCAGGGUCGGAAAGGGAAGAUCUUCUGCCAAAAGCAAGCACUCCAGACCAUGGGAGGUUGACGACAAUGAAGAUCGAGCGUACGAUUAUGUAUCGUGUUCUGAAACUGAAUCAUCUUCUAGUGAAGAGGAGUAUUCGCUUAUAACAUCACAGUCGCAAGUGUUCCUCGAAGAUGAGCAGGACACCGAUUGUUUCGCAAACGAUGAAACCUUUCAAUACUCUGAGGAAGAUGCGGUAUGUCUACAGUGA
Cooperia oncophora is the source of this 456-nucleotide messenger RNA. Lineage: Eukaryota; Metazoa; Nematoda; Chromadorea; Rhabditida; Trichostrongylidae. The record is from the annotation of a GenBank genome assembly.